AUGGCACCUAGAAGAGCUCGAGGAAGACCCACUAAUAACCGAGAGAAUGCAGAAGAAGGAAACCGAAACGCAAACCAGAACCCUGAUAUAGCACAACUUCUAGAAUUGGUACGCCAACAAACAGCCACUAUUGCCCAACAACAACAACUUAUUCAACAAAUGCAACCACCACAACCACCUCCAGAAAAUGUCACCACCUUCAAAACCUUCCAAUCCGUAAAACCCCCGGAAUUCAAAGGAACCCAAGAUCCGGUUGAAGCUCAUGCUUGGUUAAAGGAGAUGGAGAAGGCUUUUGCCUUGACAAAAGUUGGAGAUAAUCAGAAGGUGGAGUAUGCUACUUAUUUUCUUAAGGGAGAAUCGAACUAUUGGUGGGAAACAGCAAAAGCUUUAGAACCCGAAGGAAUUAUUAAUUGGGACAGAUUUAAGAGAAUGUUUUUGGAUAAGUACUUUCCUCGCUAUAUGCAAACACAAAUGGAGAUGAAGUUCUUUGAAUUGAAGCAAGAUAAUAUGACGGUUGGGGAGUAUGAGAAGAAUUUCACUGAACUAUCUAGAUUUAUGGGAGAGUAUGUUGAUUCUGAAGAGAAGAGAGCGAAGAGGUUUCAACAAGGACUAAAGCCUUGGUUGAGAAGUCGAGUGGCAGCUUUUGAAUUGACUACUUAUGCUGAAGUAGUUCAAAAAGCAAUGGUAAUUGAAGGUGAGAGUGAGCAGAAUCAGAAGGAAAAGGGCAACAAAAAGAGAAGAUUUGAGUCGGGAGAAGAAGGCUCAAGUUACAAGGGCCAGAAUCAGAAAAUUAAUCAAAAGUUUAAACCUCAAAGUGGACCCGGAAACUUCAAGAAGAGAGAAUUUGGGAACAAGUCACAAGAAAACAGAUCUCAAUCGAGUGGACAGAAACCCCCGCAAGGAUCAAUUCCGGAGUGUAAGGUUUGUAAUAAGAAGCAUAUGGGGAUUUGCAACAAGGCGAAUGUAGUUUGUUACAAGUGUCACGCAAAAGGCCAUUAUGCUCAUGAAUGUAAGAAUCAGAAGGCCAACAUCACGUGCUACAAGUGUGGUAAAGUAGGACAUGUGUCGAGGGAAUGCAAACGAGCGAUUAACAAUCAAUUGCUACAAAUGACUGCUAUGCCAUAUCCGAUGAAUCAAGCAACUUCUAUGCCAGCACCAUCAUUUCCAAUGCCUUUCAAUCAACCUCAAAUGGCAUCAUCCUCAUCUCAUCCAGCUUUGACUUAUCCGGCACAAGCAAGGACUUUCAACAUGAAUGUAAAGGAUGCAAUUCAAAGUUCUGAUGUAGUUUCAGGUACGCUUUCUGUGAACACUGCUAGUGCUAAAGUAUUGAUUGACUCGGGAGCUACAAGGUCAUUUAUUUCGAAGUCUUUUGUUGAUAAGUUGAAUUGUGAAACCCAAUUGAUGCAUGAACCCCUAUCUGUUGUCUUAGCUAAUCAAGAUCGAAUAUCCGUAGAACAUGUGUGCCCCCAUUGUACAAUAGUGAUAGCCGGACACGUAUUUCCUGCGAGUCUUAUUCCUUUCCAGUUAGGCGAAUUCGACGUGAUUUUAGGGAUGGAUUGGUUGACAACCUUCAAUGCUCAAAUAGAUUGCAAGAAUAAAAGGGUAGUAUUGAGUUCACCGCAAGGCAAGAAGGUAACAUUCAAGGGUCAAAGGCAAACUCAAACAUUUCUUACUUCGAUGCAAGCAAAGAAGAUGAUUCGGAAGGGAUGCGAGGCAUAUUUGGCGUAUGUAAUUGAUAAGAGUAAAGAAGUUUCUAGCCCCGAAAACAUUCCAGUAGUGAGAGAUUUUAUAGAUGUGUUUCCCGAAGAACUUCCUGGCUUACCUCCGGACCGACUAAUCGAGUUUACAAUAGAACUUGCACCCGGCAACGAACCUGUUUCGAAGGCUCCUUAUAGAAUGGCUCUGUGA
Daucus carota subsp. sativus is the source of this 1908-nucleotide messenger RNA. RefSeq lists its product as uncharacterized. Gene Ontology annotation, biological process: proteolysis. Lineage: Eukaryota; Viridiplantae; Streptophyta; Magnoliopsida; Apiales; Apiaceae. Bases 1 to 1908 code for a protein of 635 amino acids. The transcript has a single exon. Gene Ontology annotation, molecular function: zinc ion binding; nucleic acid binding; aspartic-type endopeptidase activity. The record is from RefSeq and is a predicted model, not a curated record.